UGACAAAAGGCAUGCGUAUGCAUUGGGGCUUGGCGAGGCGAUGUCAGUAAGGGACGUCAAAACUGCUCAGUCGCAACAUCAGGCAUGGCCAACGAUACAAACAGCGCAAACACAGCUCUUGAUCUUCACAACCCCGACGUAGCACCGAAGACGAGCAGCCCAGUUUCUACAGAUUCUUCAUCGGACCUUCUACAGAGUGAUGAAGAAACGCCGAUAAUUGUAGAAGUUCUCGCGGAUUCAGACAACAGCUGCCAUGGAGUGCCGGCAAUUGAAAAGGCAAGAACGACUGAAGUGUUCAGGACUCCUCAGGACACCUCAGACCACCAGCCAUCGAAUCUUCAGCACCGUCAAGUGGAUCGAACACUCCCCUCCUCGAGUCCAACUGGUAACGAAACUCGAAUCGAUGACCCAAUUCCCAGGAGCCCUCUCUUGGGUGCUCCGCCAAGAACCAGCCACGAACAGUUCGUGCGGCCACCAGCCACUUGGGGAAACUAUUUAAGGAACCCUAUGGGCGCAUUCAAUCUCCAACAGAACGUGGCUUACGGCGCACAUUCCCCGCACUACGGGAACUCCAGCAGCAUCGUCCAGAUCGGGAUGCCUGGGACCAGCAGGACUGGCUGGCAUCCAGUGGCCAACGCAAACAGUUCAGGCAUGGAGGGGGUGGCUGUCAUAUGGCAGAACGACCGGAACCCUCUUGGUUACCAGACUCGCCAACCAAACACCCUAUACGUGUACAAGAGUAGGGCUCGAUUUGGAGCCGCCUGUGCCGCGCCCUCGCCCAUCAAUAGUUCUCAAUCUAUGACUGUUCUCCAAGGUGAAAGACGUCCGGACAACGAAGCAGCAUCGACAAAGAGACCGAGGAUCCCAUCUGCCAUGGGGUCAGCCCAAGAUCACCUUUAUGAAGGCUCACCUCGCCCUAACGUCACUGCACAGCCAACCAUGACCGGAAGUAGCCGCUUCCUCUUCCCGCCGUCGUUUCCCAGCACAUCACGUGGCCCAACUUUGGAAACAAUGCUAGCACACGACCCGAGGAACCUCUUUGGUACGCUGAGACUCCUGCCUAAAACCGCACAAGAGUACGCGAAUAUGGCUCGAUACGGAUCCACCCGUCCCCCACCUCCGGCCUACAAUAGCAGUCACUCUACGAGUUCUCUCCAAGAUGGAAGACGACCGGACAACGAAGGAGCAUCGAUACAGAGACCGAGGACCUCAUCUGCCACGGGGUCGGCCCCGGAUCACAUUUAUGAAGGCUCACCUCACGCUAACGUCACAGCACAGCCAACCAUGACCGGAAGUAGCCGCUUCCCAUUCCCGCUGUCAUUUCUUAGCGCAUCACGUGCACCCACAUUGGAAACAAUGCAAGCACUCGACCCGAGGAACCCCUUUGGUACGCUGAGACUCCUGCCUAAAACCGCACAAGAGUACGCGAAUAUGGCUCGAUACGGAUCCACCCGUCCCCCACCUCCGGCCUACAAUAGCAGUAACUCUACGAGUUCUCUCCAAGAUGAAAGACGACCGGACAACGAAGGAGCAUCGAUACAGAGUCCGAGGUGA
Rhipicephalus microplus (southern cattle tick) is the source of this 1554-nucleotide messenger RNA. RefSeq lists its product as uncharacterized. Lineage: Eukaryota; Metazoa; Arthropoda; Arachnida; Ixodida; Ixodidae. The record is from RefSeq and is a predicted model, not a curated record.